AUGGCGCGCACAGCAGAAGGCGAAGCGCUGUCGGCCGCCCUUUCCAGCGUCCCAUCCACCAGUUUUAGCGUUCCCGAGAGCUCUCCCGACCUUGACACAUCGCCUUCCACCGACCACGUCGGCUAUGAAGGCAUCGAUUGGAAUCGCCUCGCGGGGUUCUCUAUACGCAAGUAUAGAAAAAGAGCGCGGACGGGCUGGGCAUGGGAGCACGGGUUCGACAUCGAGAAAAACGAUUCCGGCCAUCGAUUCUGGCUUUGCAAAGUCUGCCACGGGAAGAAGGCUACAAUUACGCACAUGUACGAUGCUGCAUCCACAAGUCAAGCGAACAAUCACAUGGAAGAAGUUCACCACAUCAGCAAAGGCGGGCCAAUGCGACAGAGGAAGAAGCAACGCACGCUUUUCGAUGUGGUUGACAUAGACACCCACCGACCAAAGGAUCAGGCUCUGAUGAAUGCCUUCAUCUCGUCCUUUGAACCGCUUCGCUUUCAACAACUCUUAAUACGCUGGGUGGCAUGCGACAACAUCCCAUUCCACAAACUGGAGAGCCCGUACUUCCGCGAUCUUAUGGCGUACGCGAAUAGCGCGAUUGCGGAUUCGGGCAGUAUUCCCACCCAUAGCACAAUACGCGACUGGAUUGUGCGCUCAUUCAAUCGUCAUAAAGGCGUUGUCACGGAAUUACUUCGUCGGCCACUCAGCCGCAUCAACGUUUCCUUUGAUGCUUGGUCCUCCCGAAAAUUCACAUCCCUACUCGGCCUUACCGUACACUUUCUUGAUGACGAAGGGAAGUUCCGUACGUUUCUCCUCGGUUUGCCACGGAUUGAAGGUCGCCACUGCGGAGAAAAUCUGGCCGACCGUGUCAGCGAGAUAAUCCACGAGUAUGGGUUCGAGGACCGCGUUGGACAUCUUGUCACAGACAAUGCGGAGAACAACGACACGUGUCUUGAAGAAUUGGGCACCGAGUUGGGGUUCAACAAGAAGCAUCGUCGGCUUCGUUGCUGCGGCCACAUCAUCAACCUUGUCGCCCGAUCCAUUCUUUUCGGCACGGACGCCGACGCGUUCGAAGAGGAUUGCCAAGCCAACAAGGAGAUACAAGAUGAGGUCAGGCUCUGGAGAUCAAGGGGGCCGAUCGGCAAGCUGCACAAUAUUGUUCACUGGGUGGAAAGGUCUGGCCAGCGCAUUGAACGGCUCCACAAGCUCCAAUGCAUUGAGAACACAGCCCUGGGCCUCGAAGACAAAACAACCUACGAUGUCGUCAUGGACAACGCUACUCGCUGGAACUCAUCCGAAGCGAUGAUGGAGCGAGGUUACAUGCUUCGCAAUGCACUCGAUUCGCUGGUCCAAGCGGAGGUGACAGAGUGGAAGCAAUACGUAGCGAGAAGGACACAGCACGGGGCAAAGCCGAUGCCGAAGAGGUGCCGCAAGAAGCCUACAAUUGUAGAUGACCAGAUGGCCACUGAGGACUGGUCCGUUAUUGCAGAAUAUUUGGCGAUCUUGAAACCAUUGAAGAUCGCGACAAAGCGCCUAGAGGGCCAGCCAAGGCAAGGCAAAUUCGGCGCGAUUCGGGAGGUUUUGCCCACAAUGGAAUGGCUUCUGAAGCACCUAGAAGAGGCAAAGCUACAGCACGAACGGGACGAGGAGCCUUACCUGCGAAUCGGCUGCAAUCUGGGCUGGAUGAAGCUCGAUCAAUACUACUGGAUCAACCGAGAAUAUUAUUCGGUCGCCCACGUCGAUUCCGGCUGUCUGUGCUAUGGUACGGUCAACGAAGCUCUAGUCCGCAAGGCGCGCCUGCCGCGUAUUCUCAUCACGCCGCGAACGCUUGACGAGGUAAGCACGUCGCUGCCUGGCGCUAUCCGGGGUGUUACGUACGCCGACAUCGACAUAGACGGGUACCGCAAGAAGCGAUUCUUCUUCUAUAUUAUUCCUGAACAAAAAGAUGAAGUCCUACUUGGACGAACCUGGAUGAACAAAGAGGAUGUUGUCCUUUACCCCUCGAAGGGCUUACUGCAUAUUGGCUCACAAGACCAUUGGGUCAAAGAGAGAGAUCCCGACCACCACGAACGGUACGAAUUAUACGGGCAGCCAGCGGCGACCUUCGCAGGGCUUGUCCGCCGAGCGAGAAGGGAGAAACAGGAUCAGCGCGGGCUACGCGUCUUCUCAGCAAGUUUGGCAGACAUUGAGAAGGCACUGGCGCCGAAGAAGAAGACGGACGCCCGAGAGAAGCUGGCGAGACACUACCAUGAGUACCUGUCGGUUUUCGACCGAGGCCAGGCCGAUCGCUUGCCACCGCACCGACCUGGCUCAGACCAUAAGAUCAUCUUGGAGAAGGACGCAAAUGGCAGGGAAAAGGAACCCCCCUGGGGACCUUUGUACGGCAUGUCACGGGAGGAGCUAAUAGUCCUACGUAGGACGCUCACCGAGCUGCUCGACAAGGGAUUCAUUCGCGCGAGUAGUUCACCCGCAUCUGCACCCGUGCUUUUCGUGCGCAAGCCGGGUGGAGGAUUGCGCUUUUGCGUGGACUACCGUGGCCUGAACGCGAUCACCAAGAAGGACCGCUAUCCACUACCGCUGAUUGAGGAGACACUGCGGUCGCUCUCGAAAGCAAGGUGGCUCACAAAACUGGACGUCAUCGCUGCGUUCCACAAAGUGCGCAUCGAAAAGGGGGACGAGUGGAAGACGGCGUUCCGCACGCGAUACGGGCUCUACGAAUGGCUGGUCACGCCAUUUGGGUUGACAGGUGCACCCGCCACUUUUCAGCGCUACAUCAAUCACACGCUACGGGAGUUCCUGGAUGAGUUUUGCUCGGCCUAUAUUGACGACAUUCUGAUUUACUCGAACGGCUCACUCGCCGACCAUCGGAAAAAGGUCAAGAAGGUCCUCGCGCGACUGCGAGACGCGGGACUGCAAAUCGACAUCGAUAAAUGCAAGUUCGAGGCGACGAGCGUCAAAUAUCUGGGUUUUAUCGUCGAAGCCGGGAAAGGUAUCCGAGUGGACCCAGAGAAGGUACAGGCCAUCCAACAAUGGCAGCCGCCACGGUCCGUGAAAGGUGUCAGAAGCUUCCUGGGGUUCGCGAACUAUUACCGCCAAUUCAUCCCCAAGUUCUCGAGCAUCGCGUCACCUCUGACGGCCCUGACAAAGAAAGAUGCCGCAUUCGUAUGGUCCAAGGACUGCCAGACAGCAUUUGAAGAGCUAAAGCUGCGCCUCAUUACCGCGCCGAUCCUUGCGCAAUGGGACCCGGACAGGGAAACAGUUGUCGAGACGGAUUCGUCAGGUUACGUCACCGGGGGCGCACUCUCGCAACGAGCAGAUGACGGCAUCAUGCGACCUGUGGCUUUCUUUUCGAAGAAGAACGCGCCGGCGGAAUGCAACUACCCGAUCCACGACAAGGAGCUGUUGGCGAUCAUUCGCUGCCUAGAGCAUUGGGACGCUGAGCUCAGGGGCGUCGCGUCCUUUACCGUCCUUACGGGCCAUCUUAACCUGCAAUACUUUACGAAGAAGCAACCUCUGAGCGAGCGGCAGGCACGGUGGGCUGAGACACUGUCGCGAUACAACUUCACGAUCAAGCACCGACCGGGCAAGGAAGCUGUGGUGCCGGACGCACUAUCGCGACGGGAACAGGACAUGCCACAGAGCGCCGAAGAUGAUCGCCUCCGACGACGGCGCGUACAAUUGCUGGAGCCAAUCAAGGGAGGUGGUCUCGUGACGAGAGUCAAGAGUGGUUAUGUCACCAAGGGAGACACCGACCAACCCGGUGACGCAACGGCGGACCAAGAUGAGUUAGUCGAGAACCCUUUUACCGACGAGGAGCUGCAGAGAUUAUGGAACGAAGGCCUAAAGCAGCACAAUCGUUAUUGGCUCAUUCGAAAGGCGGUACAGCAAGGCGAGAGGCGACUACCAUCGCAGUGGGGCCUUCCCGUCAUGCUGUCAGAGUGCUCCAUUGACGACGGGCAGCGUCUUUGUUGGCGAGAACGGAUUUGGGUGCCUAAUUAUGAGCCCUUACGCACCCGAUUGGUGCAGGAAACGCACGAUUCGGCACUCGCAGGACACCCGGGACGGGACAUGCUCAAAUCGCUACUGAGUAGGCGGUUUUACUGGCCAGGCUUAGACGCAGAUGCCCGCCGGUUUGUGAGAAACUGCGACGUAUGCGGACGAAGCAAUAUCUGGAGGGAGAAGCGGCGCGGACUCCUGAAGCCGAUGCCUAUUCCGGAGCGGAUUUGGUCGGAACUGUCAAUCGACUUCGUCACCGACCUGCCGCCGACGAAGUCGAAUGGCUCUACCAACUUGAUGGUCGUCACAGAUCGCUUGUCCAAGAGCGUCAUCUUCGAGUCGCUCAAAGAUAUCACGGCAGAGACAACAGCCAAAGCCUUGGUACGCAACGUGGUGCAGCAUCAUGGUAUCCCCAGUGCGAUCGUCACCGAUCGAGGAACGCAGUUUACCAGCAGACUGUGGAAGAGGCUAUGCGAGCUGCUACGUAUCAAACAGAGGCUUUCGACGGCUUGGCAUCCUGAGACAGAUGGCGCAACGGAGAGGGCCAAUCAAGAGGUCGAGCGGUACAUUCGUAUCUUCGCGACGUAUGCGCAGGACGACUGGGACGAGCUGUUGCCGGCGGCCGCGAUGGCCAUCAACAAUCGCAUGGCAACAUCCACGGGACAAAGCCCGUUCUUCCUCACGCAUGGCUAUCACAUCGAGCCCAUCCAAGUCAAGGAAAAGUUACGAGUGGAUGGAAAGUCGCCCGUGGCCAAAGCAGAAGGCAUUGUGCAACGGCUCCAAGAGGCAACGCAAUGGGCGCAAGCGGCCAUGGCCUCUGCACAGGAACGGCAAGAAGAGAACACCAACACCCGACGGCAACCUUCAGACCAGUUCAAGGCAGGGGACAAAGUAUGGCUUCGAUUGCGCAACAUUCGGUCCAACCGGCCAUCUAAGAAGCUGGACUGGCUUUCGGGCAAGUAUACAGUCCUGGAGACAGUUGGAUCGCACGCAUGUCGGCUCGACACGCCGCCUGGGGUCCACAAUGUUUUUCACGUGUCUCUGUUAAAAUUAGCAGCGGAUGACCCGCUUCCGUCGCAGACGUCGGACGACCAUCGACCACCGGCAAUCCUCACGGACGACGGCGAGCUGUGGGAGGUAGAGGAGAUUCGUGGCCAGAAGAAGGUGGGACGACAAUGGAAGGUGCUUGUCAAGUGGGUUGGCUAUGUAGAGCCAACGUGGGAACCGGUGAAGCAUCUCGCAGAUACGACGGCCUUGGCCCAGUACGAAGCAGUUCAUGGCAAAGUUGGAUCAAAGCAGCCCCCUCGAAACGGGAGGAGGGGGGUGUUGUAA
Purpureocillium lilacinum is the source of this 5316-nucleotide messenger RNA. The record is from RefSeq and is a predicted model, not a curated record. Lineage: Eukaryota; Fungi; Ascomycota; Sordariomycetes; Hypocreales; Ophiocordycipitaceae.